AUGUCCAAGAAGCUCAGUUUGACCAUUCUUAAAAUCGAUCAGGCGAUAUUAGAAUCAACAGCUGAAUUCGAAGAUGCUAGUGAGAUAACUGUGGGCCCUGUAAACUCCUUCUACAUCGGUAACAAAAAGGACUAUCGAAAGGCGGCCGCAAUUCACCCACUUGCAACUUUACUGAUCUACUGUGGUUGA
Molecule: messenger RNA, 189 nt
Organism: Opisthorchis viverrini
Lineage: Eukaryota; Metazoa; Platyhelminthes; Trematoda; Opisthorchiida; Opisthorchiidae
Exons: 1
Coding region: 1-189 (62 amino acids)
Source: RefSeq, a predicted model, not a curated record